AAGUUCGCUUAGAGCGGUAAACACUCGAUAGUGAGGUUCUUUGCUCUUACUGAGACUUCGUGGAUAUCUGUCCAUUCAUCAUCAGCAAACGGCGUUUUUGUUUGUUCCCCAAAUAUACUAAUCAAUACAUAUACUUUUCUCAUCAACUUCAAAUGUCAGGUCAGUCACAACGUGGUAAGGCGAAGUCUUUGAGAGCUCGUAAUCAGCGUAUGUCGAUGCCCCCUAUUAAUCCUUUGCGUGUGUCGCAUGCGCAGAAUGCUUCAAAUGACAACUUGGGUAUAUACGCGAACCCUAGACUAACGUAUAUUCUUGGACGCCACGUUAUUGUAAGCAUAACUUAUCACAUUCAUGUGUAGGGAAAUGUGGGGGAAAUCACUACUAUUGAAGGCGAUCAUGUUCGCGGUGUGAUAAAGGCUGUCUCUCCUUUCGUAAGUGCUAAUUUUAAUAUAUUGGCAGGCUGAUCUCGGUAUAACAUACGCUCAAGUUGCACAAAAGAGUGACAAAGGUAACCGUAAAAACGUGGCUGACAGAACCAUUCUCUGGACAGAAAUUAAAAUGGUUCAGAUAUCCAACGUUAAGAGAUUAGACUGCCUAGUCGAUGAUAUAAAAACGGAUGGUGAGAUCGCUAAAGACUGUUCUACUAAUAACGUAGUGGAAGACAAGGAGCUGGUACCAUUUUUUGCAUCGUCUGAUGUUGUUAAAGACUGUUUACUUGAUCAGGGAAGCUUCUCUGCGAUGGAAAUGUUUGAGACGAAUGAAAAAAUGUUUUCUGUCGUUUCCACCUACAAUGACGAUCUUCGAGAGUAUACGACACCUGUUGACAGGUCUGCUCCAAAUUUCUCUGAAACCGAGGCGCGAUGUGCAAAACUGGCGCAAGACAUCACAGAAAACUCUUCAUGUAUUAGUCUUAUAGACAAUGAAGAUAUUGGGAUGGAAAAUGAGGAGGAAAAGUAUAGUGCUGUUAGACGCAAUGGGACAGUCCAAAAUUCAGUGCGGAACACAAAAAGCAAUUCUCGACCAAGUCUGGCUCAGGCAGAAACUCCAGUCAAUUGCCUUGGCAAUCAGCUGUCCCAGGUAUGUAUUCAGUCAAGUAAGCCCAAUCACACCGAAGCUGUUCGUGUCAGCAUAUCUGUUGGGGAUGCACUAAAGUCAGACGUUGGUCCACAAGUUAAUGGAGUAUCUAGAAUCAGCACUCAAGUCGAUAAAGUCAAACUGUGCCACGAUCAACCUACUAAAGUGUCUACAGCUGCUUGCGUGUGCACGUCAGCACCUGUUGUAAAAACUAAUGCUAUGGAUGUACCUGUGUCGUCUGUUAGUAAGCCAAGCAGUACUGAAGAGCGUGUCAAAAAAUCAACACUUGACCCCAACGCUCCUGAGUUCCAGCCUAUGGGUUUGUCUUACACUUCCCAUUCUGUUGCUUCUAUGCCUCCUAAUAUUCAACCCAGUUUACCUAGUCUAAACAUGACUAUCCCACAUUACGUAUCGACUGUAAACGUUAUCUCUCAAGCUUCUCAAUUGCCCGCACAAGCCACUUUUAUUGCUGCAGGUCAGCAUAUGUAUGCACCUUACUCCUAUGGUCACCAGACACAUAUUCAGCAACUCCUACCUACUCCAGUUUGUUCCAGUGGACCUGGCACAACUGCUCAGCACGUCCGAGGCAGUGCCUUGCCCCCGUCUGUCAAUCAGCAAAGCUAUGUCACUCACGGUAGUAAUAUGAUGCAUCAGUUAGGACAGAACGUUACAUUGGGGCAGACUAUUACUGCUCCUCAGGUGAUUACAGGUCAUAACUCUACUGGUCGCCUUCCAGUUUGUCCUUCGUCUUCCGUGAACUUCACACGCCAACGUUCAAACGAUUCCCCUUCUUCGGUAACUCACGGCACAUCCUAUGCCGUCCAACAGUCAACUAUGUCUAUUCCCACCUUCCAGUCGCAAACAGUAUACCAGUUACCAAACGGCACGUUCCCUUUCUUAGUUUCCAGUCAUCCUCCUGUAGGACUGCAGUUCCUUCCUGGUCCACCUAAUGCUGUUAGUUCUGGUUUGAUGUUGAGUGGUGUUCACGUAUCACAACCAAAUCAGCAAAUAUGUCCAACUCAUACCAUCAUGCAGAUGCAACCUGCACAUCUACAAAUCCCUGUUGGACAACCAGAUCAAAUCACCCAAACAACUACACCUCAACAAACCUCCCAAUCUCAACAAAUAUUCUCUCAACACUUUCAAGAUCAAUCCCACUCCAUCCAAAUCCCUUCAUAUGCAAAUCUCCAAUCUCCAUAUCACCACAAUCUAAUGUUUGCUCCUCAACAGAAUUCUCCUGGGUUUUACCCAGGGGCAUCUGCGAUGAUAGCGACACCAGGAGUUAAUCACAUUGCUUCUGGUUUAUCACCCAUUGUUGGCCAACCGAAUCCUCAUCCACUAGGUGCCAGCGUGGCAAAUCAGUCAAAUCAAUCCGACUCCUCAACCACCUCUCAGCAAUUACAGCAGACUCAUAUUAUGUCUCAACCGAAUUGCCAGCCACAACAAUUGUUACAGCAUUACCCAGCAAUCCCUCAGCCUCAUCUGCUACAAGCACAGCAACUGUCCGCAGCUCAACAUAUAGGCGGUCACCAUCUUCCUAGCAACCACACAUACCAUGCGCUGAUGGCAGCAAUGGCGGCUGGUGGUGGGGUGGGAGCUACUCAAGCUCAUUAGUUGCUGUCGUUAAGUGACAAGUAAUAUAUUCGAAGACCAAUCCCAGCUUUUUGUAAACUACCCGAUGCCUUUCAUUUUGACACUAAAAUCUUAAAGUGUCUCUUGUAGUACUUCGUCGAAUUGAUCUCCAAAACCAGGCAGGUGUAUACUCGAAUCAUCGUGCUUUCUCCUGUCCCUACUGAUUGACUGAAGAGUGUUGACAAUGAAUCCUAAACAAUUGUAGAUGAUUCUGCUCAAAUUGUAAAGAUCGCUUGUAUGCAACGUUUAGUUAAAUAUAUUGUCGUUAAGCAAGCAGUCUUUAUUUUAUUACUAGGUUCGUAGUGUAUUUUAUUUUACCUGUAACUGUAAACUGCAUUUAAACCCUAGCUUUAAUCCAGAAACAGUUCAGCGCGUCACUUGGAUCUGUUAGUGAUAUAAACCUUUCGACUACUAGAGGUUAGUAGCGUCUCUCAGUAUACAGCAGCAUCAACACCAACCGAUGGCCAUGACUUUUGGUUUUAGUACUCAGUUGGUAAGUUAUGGACUCAAUCGUGUCCGUCAUAUACCGGCACCAGCAGGUUGUACGUGUGCCAACGCGUUCUCCAACAUAAUUUAUGCCGCACAGGCUUACAGUAAUACUGUGCACGGAAAUAGCGGCAGUAUGCGAUAUGGCUCCGUCCUACCGCGGGGUCUUAUCUCAGUCACACGUAUUUCGAUACAUCUGGACAGACUAAAUCUUGUGUGUGACCAGGCUCCGUGGUAAGGCUUCCGGAAAAUUCGGACAGGCAAGUUGAGGGGUCACUAGAAAGCUACAUGUGGCAGCUGUGUGGUGGUCGUUUCGAUUUGGCGACUCUGAUAUUGCAGUCGUAGUGGCGAGUAAAUAGUCUCGCUUCACCUCGUUAUCUUGCGUGUUGUUUUUUUGCGCAUAUUUCCCACGAGUUCAUUCCAUGCUUGUACUUAGAUUUGCAUGUUCAGUAUCAAUGGUUAGUGUUGGUCUUAACGACCUGAGAGCGUGACCGCAGUGUCCAAGGGACAACUGCUUGAGG
Messenger RNA from Schistosoma rodhaini, 3710 nucleotides. The record is from the annotation of a GenBank genome assembly. NCBI's taxonomy places the organism in Eukaryota, Metazoa, Platyhelminthes, Trematoda, Strigeidida, Schistosomatidae.